This is a messenger RNA of Seminavis robusta, 2326 nucleotides long. Lineage: Eukaryota; Bacillariophyta; Bacillariophyceae; Naviculales; Naviculaceae. The record is from the annotation of a GenBank genome assembly.
UUCUUCCUUUUUCCUUAGUAUUUGUUUUUCUAUGGCAUACUAUUCUUCAUCCCACGGCUAUACCGCUAACGGUUCCCAUUCCUCUUGAUAUCACCACCAAGCCACUAGCUAUAGAUAUAUAUUAAUAUCGACCAUGACGGACCCUAGUAGUGAUCUUCCCGAUGCAUUGGGAGAACGUGCCUCUGGGAAACGCAAGAAACGCCUCAGCCGUCGAGAACAAAAAGCAAGAAAGAAGCAACGAAAACUACAGGAGGAUUCCUCCACCAAGGAAAAUAUCAGCUCCGUCAAGGAGAAUGGCGCCAAAGAACAAAAACCGAACAAGAAAAAACUGAAAACCAAGGAAAAGACUGCAGCUGAAAGUGGCACUGCAGAUGAAAGUGGCGAGGGUAACUCUCAAGGGCCAGAUACCCCAGUGGGAAAAAAGGAUACCCUGAAGGCAGCUUCUAAUAAAGAUGAAGAAGUCUCCGAGUCAGAUCCAAAAUUGUCCCAGAACCAUAAGAAGGAUGUUUCUGUGAAAGAGGAUACCCCUGGUGAAGGGAAGAAACUCUCCAAGAAAGAGAGGAAGGCAUUGAAGAAAGCCUUGAAGAAAGAAAAACAGAGGAAAGAAAAGGCAGACAGCAAUAAUCCACAACCCGCGAAAGACAAUUCCAAAAACCAGACAAAGGAAGAAACCUCCGUAGAUGCCUGGAAAACUUCCCCACUUCAAACCGAUAUCCCCUAUGUUCCUACACCUCUCCCCGAUGCAGAUGACGACAAUCACCGAUCCACCAACAACAGUAAUAAGAAAAAGACUCUGGGCAAGUGGUUCCCCAACGCCAGUGUUGUCAAGAGUCAACGGUCGGAUUCCGACGAUUGCACCAUUCUGCUCUUUUAUCAGUACAAGAGUCCCGUGGUUUGGCCCGAACGAAAAGUGGCGGAACUCAUAAAAUAUCUUCAUGCAGUCGCAGAAGCCCGGCCACUCUUGGGCGGUCGUCUGCGGGUAGCCCCAGAAGGCAUUAAUGCCACGUUAUCCUGUGGGGAUGCUCCCGAUGGGACCAAUGGUCGCACCAUCCUGGAACACUUUACCAAAGAUCUACAGCAGUUUGAUCCUGUCUUUCACGAAACCGAUUUCAAGUACCUUCCCGCCAAGGCCGAUCGCCAUUUCAAGGAUUUGAAGAUUUUGCCCGUCAAAGAACUUGUGUUUUAUGGACUGCAGGAAGCGGCGGCACCAAUCGGGGAAACGGGCGUCCAUUUGGAUGCCAAGGAUUUUCACGAAAUGUUGCAAGACACGUCCAAAGAAACCGUCGUGGUGGAUGUGCGCAAUCAUUACGAGGCAGCCUUGGGACGAUUUGACGGACAAACCAAACUGGACGGUGCCGCCCAAUACGUGGAUCCACUCAUGCGCAAGUCGACUGAUUUCCCCAGUUGGGUGGAAAAGGCGGCGGAUGACUUGAAGAACAAACGCGUCAUGAUGUUUUGUACCGGUGGAGUGCGUUGUGAACGGGCGUCGGCGUAUUUGAAAAGGACCAUGGGCGAUUCCUUGGAUGGGGUCUUUCAAUUGCAAGGUGGCAUUGAACGAUACCUGCAAGCCUUUCCGGACGGUGGCCAUUGGCGGGGAAGCAACUUUGUAUUUGAUAAGCGAGAAGCGGUAUCUGUGAGCAACCCGAAUGGAGAUGGCGGAGUUGUGGCGGGCAAAAAGAAACAGCAAGAGCUGCCAGAAGGUGUGGAUACAAACUGUUGUUUGUGCGAUCGACCAUGGAAUAGAUACGUCGGGAAGAAAAAGUGUGAGUGCUGCGGGGUGCCAGUUUUGACGUGCACAACUUGUUUGUCCAAGUAUAAUCAUCAAGUGAAACAUCAUGGGAAAGGAGCAGUCGACAACGAACAGAAGCCGCGAAAGAUGGCCCGAUGCCCGCUCUGUGUGGAUCAGAAUAUCACGGUUCGUGUGGAUGAUGUCGAGUACACAGACAACGGAGUCAAGAGCAAAAGCAACUCAGAUCAAGGUCUUGCCGCUCCGUCCGUUCUGAAGUGGGGUGGUGGACACGCCUCCGAGAAGAAAGAAAGACGACGGAAAAAACGCCAGAAGGCACGCCAAGAAUCCAAGGACUCGUAAUUGGCAUGAAAGCCGCUUUAUUUAGUUGCCUGUGCCUGUCCGGGCUAUCUACAUGUAGUUGCUGGUUCCUGGGGCAAUGGCAAUGCUGACAAGUAGUUCUUCACCACCGGGCGCUGCACAGCGAAGGCAAUUUCAAAGGUCCAAUGCAUGAACUGAAUACUUUAAGUUUAAUUUAGUUGGGUUCUAAGACAGAAGUACAAUCGAUAUAGUAAAAGCUACCAUACAGCAGGUCAAAAA